Molecule: messenger RNA, 1341 nt
Organism: Cantharellus anzutake
Lineage: Eukaryota; Fungi; Basidiomycota; Agaricomycetes; Cantharellales; Hydnaceae
Product: GLE1-like protein
Exons: 5
Coding region: 395-1291 (298 amino acids)
Biological process (GO): poly(A)+ mRNA export from nucleus; regulation of translational termination; regulation of translational initiation
Cellular component (GO): nuclear pore cytoplasmic filaments; nuclear pore; cytoplasm
Molecular function (GO): inositol hexakisphosphate binding; phospholipid binding; translation initiation factor binding
Source: RefSeq, a predicted model, not a curated record
UGGCUCUGGAAAGAUCCGAAGAAGAAGCCCGUAGAAGGCGGGAAUAUGAACAAGAGGAUAAGGCAUUUCAGGAGUCUAUUGAAAGAAGCAUUGCAGUACACGAGGCCGAGCUCCGGAAGAUAGCGGAAGAACGUGCACGUCUAGAACGACUUGUCAGGGAAGAAGAAGAAGCUCGAGUCAGGAAAGCCAAGGAGGAGGAAGAAGCCAGGGCUCGCGCUACUGCUGAAAAGGCCAAGAAAGAGGCAGAGAAUGCUGCAGCUGAGAGAAAGCGUGUUGAAGAGGAAGCGGAGAAACAGAAGGCAGUGGAGGAGAAGGCGCGCAAAGAGGAGGAGGCUAAGGCGGAAGCAGCAAGCACUUCAUUUCGUCCCAUGACUGCAUCACGAGAAUUGCAGGAAUGCCGGAAAUUGAUAAAGUCAAAUCAGCGAAGCUCCACCCCGACAUCACGCCUAACGCCGACUGGAAAAAAGAACUUGCGAAAUUGAGAAGACAAAUUAUCCCAAAGAUCGGCCAAGUCACAAACGUUCGAAUCGAGAUUCAGCGAAUUACGGCUCAACUACAUGGGUUGCUCUCACCUACUCCCGGCCAUCCAGAGCCAUUGUACAUCGCUCUUCUUUAUGUGCUUUCGAAAGCUUUCCUUAAGCAGGCAGAGGAAGAGGUCACCGCCAAACCGGACACCGCCUUCCCGCUGGCGCAUGUAUUCGUUGGCCUGCUGGAAAAGGGGCAUUUCCAACUAGGGAAUGUCUUCAUGGCGAAACUGGUCCAAAUGUCCAGCCAUUGGGUAGUUGGCGCCGUAAUAACUCGUGAAUCAGGACAAUCAGAUGAAGACUAUCGUAUUGCACUUGGUCGGCGACCUGAAUCAUCGGGCGAAACAACGGUCCAAUAUAUAGAACGUCUGGGCGGAUUGGUUACACUGUACGCGGCAAUCCUCCAGACUCCAUAUCAGUCGAAUCUUCCAGCGGAGCAACUACAUCAGAUUCCUACUUAUGUCCGUCUGCCUCGUUUGUGGACUUGGAUCAUCAGGCUUGUGAAUCACCCUGGGCUGAUGGCCGACCGUGCGGCUCCCGUCAUCUUAUCUUGCAUAUUGGAAGCAACGGGCGAGGUCGCCUCGGCAAUGUGGCCUAGACAGAUGGCUAAACUACGGUCCGUCUUGCUUCAAAAAGCCUCCGAACCGGAGCAGCCUGGAAGUAGCCUUAUUGGGGGGCCAGAAGGGAAAGCUGGUAGGGUACGAUUGAAAUUGCUAAUGGAGAAAUGGGAGAAGGAUGGAUUGAGGCGAUGGGAACCAAUGAGGUGAUGAGGAUGAUGGGUGCCCAGGGGUGUAGAAAGUUGGUACCAUUACGACAC